This is a messenger RNA of Pungitius pungitius (ninespine stickleback), 3496 nucleotides long. It is a transcript of the gene camk1db, whose product is annotated as calcium/calmodulin-dependent protein kinase 1Db. Bases 387 to 1643 code for a protein of 418 amino acids. The record is from RefSeq and is a predicted model, not a curated record. Gene Ontology annotation, molecular function: calcium/calmodulin-dependent protein kinase activity; ATP binding; calmodulin binding. Gene Ontology annotation, biological process: peptidyl-serine phosphorylation. Gene Ontology annotation, cellular component: cytoplasm; intracellular anatomical structure. Lineage: Eukaryota; Metazoa; Chordata; Actinopteri; Perciformes; Gasterosteidae. The transcript has 11 exons.
GUUUACAGUGAUCCGAGCAGCGGGGAAGCUCAGAGUCGGGAUCCGCUGUACGUCAAGGAGAUUAGUCAAAUAACCUCUCCGGGUGUAGGACAUACCCCUCCACCUCCUCCCGCCUCCCCCCACCCCCCCCUCUCGGGCUCGCCUGACUGCGCGGGCUGAGGACGCGACAUGGUCUGACAAAUAGUCAGGAAGCUCUUGGGGAAAAACACAAGUGCACUACUUUUUUUGUAUUUCUCUCUCUUUCUCUCUCUCUCUUUUUAUUGUUGUUGUUAUUGUUGUGUCUCGAUGGGACGACAGUUUUGAUCCUACAGCAGCAUCUUCAUCAUCUCCUCCUCCUCCUCCUCCUGGUCUCCCCACCCACCCGCCCCCCCCCCUCCCGGUGCGAAAUGGCGAAAGAAAACGGCGAGUCCAGCGAUGGAUCUUGGAAAAAGAAUGUCGACGAUAUCAAGAAUAUAUUUGACUUCAAAGAAGUCCUCGGCACCGGUGCGUUUUCCGAAGUGGUGAUGGCUCGGGAGAAGGCCACGGGAAAGAUGGUGGCAAUCAAGUGCAUCCCGAAAAAAGCGCUGAAGGGAAAGGAGACGAGUAUCGAGAAUGAGAUCGCAGUGCUCAGGAAGAUAAAGCAUGAGAAUAUUGUGGCUCUGGAGGACAUCUACGAGAGCUCAAACCACUUGUACCUCAUAAUGCAGCUGGUGUCUGGAGGCGAGCUGUUCGACCGCAUCGUAGAGAAAGGGUUCUACACAGAGAUGGAUGCCAGCCGGCUCAUUCGACAGGUUUUGGAUGCAGUCAACUACCUGCACUCUCUGGGCAUAGUGCACCGAGACCUAAAGCCGGAGAACCUGCUGUACUUCAGUCCCCACGAUGAAUCAAAAAUCAUGAUCAGUGACUUUGGCUUAUCAAAGAUGGAGGGAACGGGUGACGUGAUGGCCACCGCCUGUGGGACUCCAGGAUACGUUGCUCCUGAGGUUCUGGCUCAGAAGCCCUACAGUAAAGCUGUGGACUGCUGGUCCAUUGGGGUCAUCGCUUAUAUUCUGCUGUGUGGUUACCCUCCGUUCUACGACGAGAACGAUUCAAAGCUCUUUGAGCAGAUUCUCAAGGCCGACUAUGAGUUUGACGCACCGUACUGGGACGACAUAUCAGACUCCGCCAAAGACUUUAUCAGCUGCCUCAUGGAGAAGGACCCAGAGAAGAGAUUCAUAUGUGACCAGGCUCUUCAGCACCCUUGGAUUGCCGGAGACACCGCUCUACGCAAGAACAUCCACGAAUCCGUCAGUCGACAGAUGCGGAAAAACUUUGCCAAAAGCAAAUGGAGGCAAGCCUUCAACGCCACGGCCGUGGUCCGCCACAUGAGGCGCCUGCAGCUGGGCACCAGCUUCGGCAGCAGCGUCCACAACAACAACAACAACGCCGCGUCCGGCCCCCAGAGCCGCGCUCCGGCCAAGAGCCAGUCGGUGGACUGCGCCCCGCUUUCCCUGAAGGACGGCUCUCCAAUAGAACCCCUGCCCUCUGCUGUCAAAGUGUGCGCCCAGGACCCCGGCCCCGCCCCCCCCGCCCCCGGCGCCGCACUGGAGGAGCCGCCCGCGGUGGCCGAGCCGCCGCGCCCGCGCCCCUCCACCGUCACGGUCAUCCACACCGGGACUAAAUGACGCCAGGUGCCGCGGGAGGUGAGCUGGGAGACCACGGAGCUUUGAGACGGGGGGGGGACGCCACCCCGUCCCUCCCUCCCUCCCCAGGCCUCGACGCCGUCGCCCAGUUUGCUCGUCCCGCGGCCUCCCACCUGUUUCUGCCAACCACGGGAGGAGUUUUGAGGAGCGUUGGCUCAGCCCGGCAGCCCCCACACCCCAACUCCCCCCCCACACCCCCCCUCUCAGUACAGAGGGGAAGAUGCUCACCAGAAGUGGUUAUUGUGGAGGCCGUAGUCCACCUGAUGAAUCGUGGUUGUUUGGCAGAGAAAGCAGGAGGUUGGGGAGCGCCACGCUGAUGGGAACACUUUAUUGACGCUGCUAUCCGUUUAGACUGCGAGUGUCCUAAGAAAGGGACACUCCUCGGUAUGCCUUGUGUAAAUACCUGGAAAUGUUGAAUGGUGUCAUGUUACGCUGCGGUAAAUAAUUGUGACAUCAUCUGUGCUCUGUUCUUAGUUUUUGUUGUUUGGACAGCGCUUCAUUUACUUUGCUGUGCUGUUCGUUACAAUUGCGCCCAACAGUGUGACGGUAUGCUUUACCUCUUUGCUUUUAAAGUGUGUGUGUGUGUGUGUGUGUGUGAACAGGAAACAGCAGGACGACGACGUGCUUCAAUCACGGCUGUGAUGCCUGAGAGAGCCGGUGCAUUGCACUAAUGUAUUGGAUUAUUUAUUUUCUUAUAAUACAUAUUAUCACUUUUGUAAAAUAUGUGUAAAUGUGCUAUUAGAGAGGACUGGAGUCUAUUGAAUGAUGAAGAAUCUAAUUGUUGUUACUCUGUAAUUGGUGUUUGAUCUGAUGAACAGGUUUUUUGGACGUAACUGUGAACUCCUCGUUGACCACAGGGGGGCAACCAUGAGUGUUGUUGCCAUGUGACCAGUUCUCAGGGAUGAGCUCCAACAUGAAGCCAAAACCCUCUCACCUCUGAGGAGGCCGAUGAAAUGGUUGGAACCUCCAGUUACUGCAUGUUAUUCUGAUGUGCCAUCAAUGUUCUUCUUUAAACCCCUCAUGAUUGACAGUAUGGUAAUGGUACUUGUACUGAAUGUAUUGUUUUCCCGUUAAAACCCAGAAUCAAAUUGGGAAUUAAAGAUGACCGUGUUCAUCACAAAGUGAGCGGAAAAACAACAAAUUAAUGCAAAUGUAUAUUCAUAAUGGAUUCCCCAGAGCAGAAUUCCUUUGCUGUGUUGGGUCCAGUAGUCGUACUAUCGUGCUGUGCUUCCGCUCAUGCAGUGGCUGGUCUGAGAACAGCUCUCUCUCUCUCUCUCUCUCUCUCUCUGUGUGUUUGAUCACUGUACUUUCAUACCAGCCUGUUGAAUUCAGCACAAAGACUCUCUUUCUCGCUCCAGAGGCUUCCCAUACACAGAGAAAAUAAGGUAUCUGUCUUAGAGGGUUCUCUGUGCUACCUCUUAUUUAAUUUAAAAUCACUUAAUUUGAAUGGAAAAAAAAGAACUCCUCUAAAAUAUGUCCAAUAUUGAGGGCUUUGUCAUAUUGAAUUGUCUAAAAUGCUGUGAUGAAUAUUGACAUCUACUUAUUGUAAAUUUAAAGCUCAACAACAGUUAGCUCGGGUCUUGAGUGUUAAUCUAUAUUUUGUCUUCCCCUUUAUAUUUCCCUUCCAAAAAAGCAUCAGCAGGAAUCAGAAAUGUGACGCAUUGCGAGCUCCUCAGUUUGCAUGUAUGACAUAUUGUUGCAGAAAUGUGCUUUGGAGUUUUAGAGGCUAAUGUAUUAAAAUAGACGCAUGCAUGAGUUGUUGCUUCUUGACGGGGGAGUAAAUGGUCAAAUUAUUUCAGUUUGUACACAUUUAUUACAAUAAAAAUACAGUUUUU